Molecule: messenger RNA, 484 nt
Organism: Eucalyptus grandis
Lineage: Eukaryota; Viridiplantae; Streptophyta; Magnoliopsida; Myrtales; Myrtaceae
Product: protein argonaute 4B
Exons: 4
Coding region: 62-484 (140 amino acids)
Biological process (GO): regulatory ncRNA-mediated post-transcriptional gene silencing
Cellular component (GO): cytoplasm
Source: RefSeq, a predicted model, not a curated record
UGGACUUAUCGGUUUCAAGUGAAGGAUCAGAUUGGAGCGUAGCAACUAUGAUUCUGAACCUAUGCUGCGUUCAUGCGGUAUAACAAUUAGCAAUAGCUUUACUCAAGUUGAAGGCCGUGUUCUACCGGCUCCUAAGCUAAACGUGGGCAAUGGAGAGGAUUUCUUCCCCCGCAAUGGACGGUGGAGCUUUCAGAAUAAGAAAUUUGUUGAGCUAGCUAAGAUACAGAAAUGGGCUGUGGUGAACUUCUUUGCUCGGUGUGACAUGCGUGGGCUUAUAAGAGACUUGACUAGAUUAGCUGAAAUGAAAGGACUUCUCACCGAACAACCUUUUGACGUGUUUGAGGAAAGCCCCCAAUUCAGAAGAGCCCCUCCUGCUGUUAGAGUGGAUAAAAUGUUUGAGGAGAUACAAAGGCUAAACUACCGGGGUGCCGCUCUUCCUCAAAAGACUAAAGUAUAUCCUUUCAACCCCGAUGCGCAUUCCUAA